This is a messenger RNA of Portunus trituberculatus (swimming crab), 2882 nucleotides long. RefSeq lists its product as uncharacterized. NCBI's taxonomy places the organism in Eukaryota, Metazoa, Arthropoda, Malacostraca, Decapoda, Portunidae. The record is from RefSeq and is a predicted model, not a curated record.
CAAUCAUCCACUGAAUCUUCUUCUUCCUCUUCUUCAAUCACAUCUUCCACCACAUUUUCUACCACCACUACACAACCUCCUACUACAACCACGUUGUCCACUACAACGACUCCAUAUACUCCAAUUCCCACCACAACUCCACAAUCCACCACAACGUCAACCUCUUCCACAACCACCACCACACUCCCUCCACCUCUCGAUAUUGGAUGCAAUGAUGAUUUCCUGACGGCGGAAGCGAACGGCCUGGUGAAUCCUUCUGCUUCUGGCUGCCAGCUGGAUGAGUUCAGAAGGUGUUCAAAGAAUGAGAAUGGAGAUAUUGGCUGCUGGUGUAUGACGGGUUACGAAGAGACAGACACUGACAAAGUUUGCAAAGAAAUCCUGAAACAAGCCUCAAACAUUACGGUGGAAGAGAAGUGGAAUCUCUCUUACUGUGACAGCGAUUCCCAACUUUACAAAGACCUCUUCGACAAUAUACAGAAACUGUACAAGAAGGCGGCGGAGGACGGCGGACUGUCUGAGGAGUUCCAAGGCUUUGAAAGCAUGGAAGUGUCUCCGGUAAACAAACCCGACGCCUGUGACUCCAGCACUAAAAUAGCGAGGAGGCCAGCAGUACCCCUCAGCCUCACCCCUAAGAAAAGAGCAAAGAGAAACGUUCAGAAAAAUGUCAACACCAAAAAAGUAAAUUCUGACUCGGACAACUUGCUGGUGAAGACUCAGAUAGUGAUGAGGCGGACUGACAACUACGACAGUUCCACUAACAGCGCUCUAGAGGAUGCGGUGAAGAAUGUCAUUGUCAAUACCACCUUUGAUGAUGAAAUGGGUCUGACAGUGGACGAGAAUAGUGUCUCUGUGGGAGGAGUGCAGGACGAAAAUUGUGACGACACCUCACUGUGCAAGGAGAGAGCUGAGUGUUACCUGCAAGAGGACACAACACUGGGAGCUAUGAAAGCAAAGUGUCGAUGCCUCGAACAGUACGAAGACAUCUCCCCUUCCUUGAUUUCCGGCGAGCUUUGUGUUGAACCCUGCACGGGGAAAUACUGUUCCUACGCUGGCAAAUGCAUAAGAAACUCGACAUACCUCACCCGAUACUGCAGUUGCAAUGAAUGGAGAAUUGGCGAUACCUGCGGAGUGGAUAUGGUUGGCAUUCUGUUGGGAGGAGGAAUCGCCAUCGGCAUUCUGACCAUCGCCCUCCUCACCGUUCUCAUCACUGCAGUCACGUCAAGGAGGAGGAGGAGGAGGAGGAAUGAAGUGACCCUUGAGAGAGAUAUCGCCACGCCCGUCACCACCACGCCGCAAAUCAGGGGAAUAUAUAGGCUUCCGUCAGACAGCCAAGUAAGAGUGGAGCAGGAGCAUCCCUCAGAACUUCAGGUCCCUGCACCUGGACUACUGCCUCCACAUCGCGGCUCUCCAGAGCAAUCAGUUCGCUCAGACCCCGUACCAGUUCACCGCGACCCUCGAAGCGAUGCGUGGUUCGUCAGUCAAAACAUACCUCGUCCUAGAUUGUCUUUAUGAGUGUUUAGGUAAGUGUAGGUUGUUAAAUCAUUGUUGUUGUAUCAUGUAGGUUAGCCAUGUGUAUUUUUUUUUUUUUGUGUGUGACUUACGUGACGGUAAUUAUAAGAGUGAAUCAAAGCAUACCUCGUUCUAAAUUAUCUUCAUGUGUGUUUACGGAAGUGUAGGUUCUUAAAUCGCUGUCGUUAUUGUAUUCUGUAGGUUAGUCUUUUUUCUCUUUUUCUUUUUUUUUUGUAUGCGACUUACGUGAUGGUAAAGUUUUUGCCAUGUGUCUUUUUUUUUUACGCGAAUUACGUGAUGGUAAAGUUUUAAGAGGGAGAAUGUACAGCAGCAGAUUUGUUGUUGAUGUUAAUCCCUUCAGUACUGGGAUGCAUUUUUACCAUGAGUUUUGGGUACUAUUAGACCAUUUUAUUUACUUAGGAAGGAUUUAGGGAGGUCGGAAGAUUACUGGCCAGAGUCUUCACUGUUUUAAUUCCCACACGAGUUUCUGAUGCUCCAUAAAAUUGCCAAAUAGCAAGCAGAAUAAAUAUGAAAAUGCAGCAUGGUACUAAAAAGGAUGGACUGUUUUAAAUCUGUCGAGUGGAGUGGCAGGUUUUGUUACGUCACGAUAUAUGAGAAGGACUUGUGAGUACAGGUUUGAUAAAGGAAGAAUGAAAGAGAGAGAUGCAAAGGAACUGGUGGGUGUGAUAGACUCGGUAAUCAGGGUGAUAAUGCUGAGUCAUAGCUGGCUUUACAUGAUUACACAAAUUUACAGAUGAGGGUGAUAUCUGGAAAAAAGUAGGCAUGUUUUGAUUGAUUUCCUACCAUUUUCUUAUUCUUUUCAGUGUGUUGUUUGUUGUGUUGUCUUGUGUUAAGUUGUGUUAUGAGAUGUAUAUUGUAAAAUAAGUAAAUUUACGGAUGAGGGUGACAGCCGAAAAAAAGAAGGCUUGUUUUGACUUUUUUAUUCUUUUCAGUGUGUUUGUUGUGUUGCCUUGUGUUAAGUUGUGUUAUGGUGUGUGUAUUGUAACGUAAGAGUAAGAAGUGCAUUUGUUUGUGCUGUUAAGUUAAAUGUAUAUAGAGUAACAGGUAGUAGUAUAUAAGUAUAUUUGUGAUGUGUGAGAGAUAGUGUUGUUUUGUUAUGAAUGAUCCUGAACGUUAGAACAGAUAUAUCAAAAUCUAAAUUCGUGUUAUCUCUAUCCGAUUUGAAAAGAUAAAAUGAAAUAAACAAAUAAACUGUCCUUAGUGUGUUAGAAUAAUAAUUUGAACAAUGGGAUUACUAAGCUUCUUUUCUAAUUAUCACAAACAUUACCUACACCACUUAUAUUAAGAGCUGUGUAUAGUCACGUUGUAUUCGUCUGAUUAAAGAAACUGAUUAUUAGUAAGUUAAGAUAUUA